CCAAUUUCAGAAUGGAUACGCAAAUACAACCAUUGCAGGAAUAUUUGACAAACAUUGUAGUGCCUGAUAAAAGGCCCAACAUUGACAUAAAUCCGGAACACAUUACUAUGCUGCAUGGCACCAAAAGUAAAAAACAGUUAAGUCGAAAGAAGAAGGCAUCGAAAUCAACUACCCUCACUAGGCGUGAAUAUGCCCAGUUAGGUCUGCACACAUUACCCACCCGACAAAUGAAAUACUCCGACGCUUUGCCAUUGCAUCGACUGUGGAAGGGUUAUAUGAAGGAACACUUGGGUCUCAACGAAGGUGACCAGGUGCCAGAGGUUUAUCAACCCGGCUAUGAUGCCUUUAGUAAACUUCUAGUUAAGACUGAUUUGCAUGGAUCCAAAAUGGCCGUUAUUAAAUCGAAAUGUUCAACACUUGUGGGAAUAUCCGGUAUCGUUGUAAUGGAUACAAAAAAUGUUCUCAAAAUCCUCGGGAAGGAUGAUCGUUUGAGAACGGUGCCAAAAAGUGAAUGUGUUUUCAGUAUGAAAUUUGGUAACAUGGAUUUUAUAAUAUAUGGCAAGCAUCUGUGUAUACGACCAGCCGAACGAUCUGUGAAAAAAAUAAAAAAUUACAUUGAACCAUUUGAUUGCUAAACAGUAAU
Messenger RNA from Musca vetustissima, 643 nucleotides. It is a transcript of the gene Pop4, whose product is annotated as ribonuclease P protein subunit p29. Bases 12 to 635 code for a protein of 207 amino acids. Gene Ontology annotation, molecular function: ribonuclease P RNA binding. NCBI's taxonomy places the organism in Eukaryota, Metazoa, Arthropoda, Insecta, Diptera, Muscidae. The transcript has a single exon. Gene Ontology annotation, biological process: tRNA 5'-leader removal; rRNA processing. Gene Ontology annotation, cellular component: ribonuclease P complex; ribonuclease MRP complex. The record is from RefSeq and is a predicted model, not a curated record.